Penicillium waksmanii is the source of this 1488-nucleotide messenger RNA. RefSeq lists its product as uncharacterized. The coding region runs from base 1 to 1488 and encodes 495 amino acids. The record is from RefSeq and is a predicted model, not a curated record. NCBI's taxonomy places the organism in Eukaryota, Fungi, Ascomycota, Eurotiomycetes, Eurotiales, Aspergillaceae. Gene Ontology annotation, cellular component: membrane; intracellular membrane-bounded organelle; cytoplasm. The transcript is spliced from 3 exons. Gene Ontology annotation, biological process: sphingosine biosynthetic process.
AUGUCAUCUCUUGACGCGGCUGCGGAUCAGCCGGACGCGCAUGACCAGACCCUGAUCGUCGACAACGCGGUCGCCUUGACACUCAGCACCGAUUCUCUCCAGGUCGUCGAUGAUCGAACCUCUAGCAAACCGGGCCGGCGCUGCUGCGGGUUAUACAAGAAGGAGAAGACGAAAACAACCUACGCAAUUUCCCUAUACAACGUCCUUGACGCCGAAGUGACUGCCUCGUCCCUGGCCAUCACCUACGCCCAACAUUCGACAAAGAAUGAUGUCUCCGUGACCUCCCUCCACUACCCUAUAACCGAGAAAGAAAAGCCUGCGGUCGAGGCAUGGACUGAAAGACUUGUUGAGCUCUCCUACGGUACUUCUCAGCGUAAAAGGCGCCUAAAGGUCUUGAUCAACCCUUUUGGUGGAAAAGGAACCGCUGCGAAUCUCUACAAGACAUAUGCAGCACCGAUUUUUGCCGCGGCGCGAUGCCAGGUUGACGUGCAGACCACCCAACACCGCGGACACGCCAUUGAAAUCGCGGAACAGCUUGACCUCGAUGCGUAUGACGCGAUCAUAUGUUGCUCGGGUGAUGGUCUACCCUAUGAAGUCUUUAACGGCCUAGGUAAACGGCCCAAUGGUCGAGAAGCGUUGGCUAAGAUGCCAGUUGCGCUGCUUCCUUGUGGCUCCGGUAAUGGCAUGACAUGGAACUGUCUUGGCACAGAAAGCGUCUCCGUGGCAUCAUUGGCACUCGUCAAGGCAUUUCGAACACCCCUAGACUUGGUCUCUGUCACUCAGAAAAACACUCGCACGCUGUCCUUUCUUUCACAGUCCUUUGGCAUUGUUGCCGACUCAGACCUGGGCACUGAUAACAUUCGGUGGAUGGGCGCUCAGCGGUUCACGUACGGUUUCCUGGUUCGCCUGAUGCAACGCAUGAUCUACCCUUGUGAUCUGGCAAUCAAGGUCGAAAUGAGUGACAAGAGGGUCAUUAAGGACCAUUACAGAUCCUAUGUAUCCCAAGAAUAUGACCCUCUGGCGGAUCCCAUCCGAGUCGAGGCUGCAAGCCAGUCACCGGCACUACCUGAACUUGAAUAUGGCACUGUUGAAGAUCAAGUCCCCAAGGACUGGGAAGUUGUGCCAGGCGAACACAUGGGCAACUUCUAUGCGGGUAACAUGGCUAUCAUGUCCAAGGAUACUAGCUUUUUCCCUGCCUCCCUCCCAGGCGAUGGGUUGAUGGACAUCGUCACAAUCGAUGGAACUGUUAGCCGCACUACCUCGAUCAAAAUGAUGAAUGAGAUUCCUACGGGUGGAUUUUUCGACAUGGCAGAUGUGAACAUUCGCAAAGCCAAGGCAUUUCGCUUGGUGCCGCACGAAAACGACGGCUAUAUAAGCAUUGAUGGUGAGAAGGUGCCAUUCGAGGCGUUCCAGUGCGAAAUCCACCAAGGACUUGGCACAACGCUCACCAAGUCGGGCCAUAUGUAUGAAGCCGAAGGGCCGAAGUGA